UAAUUUUUUCGUUUUACGUUUGCUUUUAUUCGAGAUAAUAUGUUAUGGUUUAGGUGGAGUUUAAUUGGUCAAUCUAGAGUCGGUCUAGAGUCCACCGACAAAACUAGAGUGUUUGACAAGCCACAUAUCCUAGUUUCAUGACAGUGGCGCAAUUUAUUCUCCAAAUGGGAUGUCUGAGCAGUUCUUGCGUUUUCGUAGUUUCAUCCCAUCGCUUGCUAUUCGGAAGGUUGAUCGAUUUGGUUUUAAUCUAGAUGAUCAGAUUUGGGAGGACGCGAAUGAAGUCGCCGAAAAUUUCAACCAUCGGCAGUCUUUGUGCAUAUCCACUGCAUUUUAUCUUGGGAAGCUUGGAGCCUCAUGAAGAUCAACUUCUGUUAUGCAUGUCACAAGUCACAUAAAGGAGCAACAAGAUUGUAGCAUCUCAAGGUCAGUUUGUCGAUUAUUCUCGACACCCUCCUAAAACGCCUCAUAAACCCUGGCUAAACCCCUUCCGUUUGAAGGACCAGUGUCCUACUUCUACGAAUCAUGUCUUCCUUUUACGAACCAUAUGACGGCGGAUUCUGGGAGUGUGGAUCACCAAGUAGAAGAAAAACCUCAUCCGCAGACGGCAUGCCUGGAGGAUCAAAUGUGAGCAACAACAUCAUCCAGAACACUGCCAACUGUGAAACCGCCUCUCGGCCACAAGGCUCACGGCGAAGUGCAGACGGAAGGACUCGACGCUACAUCCAAUCAGGAGCACCUCGUCUGAAGUGGUCUGAAGAUCUUCAUCGCUGCUUCGUCUGGGCAAUUGAGCAGCUUGGUGGCCCUCAAAAAGCCACUCCUAAAGCUAUUUUGCGGGAAAUGAAUAUAUCAGGCCUGAAACUUGCGCAAGUGAAGAGCCACCUUCAGAUGUAUCGAUGUUCAAAAUGUGGAAUGAAGUACGACUCUUCAUCUGGUCUCCGACGAGGCGGCGUGCAUUAUGAUUCAACCUCUGAUCCCGAUCCUAGGGUUUGGAAUUUGGAGCCUAGAGUGCAAGGUUCAUGGAUGAAGGAAGCUGGCCAGCUCAUCAAUUUCAUGAAAAUUAUAAAGAGUCGUACUGCCCUUUCAAAGCAGAACUCCGCAGGGCAUAAUUUCAUAGCAGCGUCCACAUUGGACUCAUUUGGACGUGUCAAUCAUACUAUCAGUUGUGCAUCUUUGUCCUCACCAGACAAGCAACACGAACUGACCAGUGCAGCUGACCCGACACCUGAACUCUCCGAAGAAGUAUACCCAAAUCUUUUUAAGAUUUUGAAGCUUUUGGAGGUCGCGAAGUCAGGAGAAUUUGGGGUGUUGGGAAACGAGGAACUUGGGAGUAGGCAAUCUCCAUCUGAUCUACUUUUAGCAGGUGAUACUGACGUUGCUGGGCAAUGCCAAUCUGCCGAGGAUCUGGCACACGAUUUGUUGAUGGCCAUGAGUGAGGGUGAAUAUCUGAAGACGGGUUCGACAUUCAUCUCUGAGCUUCAUAAGACAACUCACGGUGCAAUUGGUUCAGAGGUGUCCUAUGAGCCUUUGUCUCUCGGACUCGCCACCUCCAGCGUAGAUGUUAGGCCAGAUAGAUCAACCCUGGAUCUUACAGGGCAGUUUAGUAGAUCGCAUUUGUCACUAUCCCAUCCCUUUUGAAAGCGUUAGAUAGUGCCCCACAAUUUCAAAAAAAAAAAAAAAAAUUGAAAAAUUCCAUUCAAAAUUCGAAGUACCCAACCACUUCGUGUUUAUUACAUUGUGCAGAGGGCAUCGAGAGUGUUUUUGUAAAGCAAUAUGAGAGGGACUAUUUGUGCACGAAUUUGUAGAAAUUGAAGAAAUAUGGGAAAGAGUUGAGAGAUUUUGAAUGUGGAAGGGUACGGCUUGACCAUGUAAAUUUUGGUAUGAAUAAAUUGGAUCAGGUCUCUAGUGCA
This is a messenger RNA of Physcomitrium patens, 1907 nucleotides long. RefSeq lists its product as uncharacterized. Lineage: Eukaryota; Viridiplantae; Streptophyta; Bryopsida; Funariales; Funariaceae. The record is from RefSeq and is a predicted model, not a curated record. Gene Ontology annotation, molecular function: DNA-binding transcription factor activity; DNA binding.